GCAAGAUUUAGUAAGCUCAUCCUCAGUGCCGGGCCAGACUCUCGAACACGACAAUCCCCCCUCCCUUGAGCGGUAACCUGUGCUCUUAGCUGCUCCACGUUUCCAGCCACCUCUCCCCCCUCAACGCCAGCCGCGGAGACCCUGCGACUGAAGGGAAGACGACAGCCAUGGGGCGCGCUGGGUUCCUCCUGCUGGUGGCGACGACGCUCUCCUGCCUCGGAACGACAUGGGGUGCGUGCAAGGGCUCCACCAAAAUCGAGUGCAGAACGAAAGGCCAGUGUAUCAGAAUGGAACACGUCUGCAACGGAGGCCGGGAUUGCACCGAUAAUUCCGACGAGGAUCCUGAGCUGUGCAAGAUAUGGAAAUUCAAAAUGGAUUCCUGCAGUAAUUCACGAGUGUCUUGCAGAGGAAAUUGCUACAGCUUCUCACGCUUCUGCAACAAAAAGGAAUGCUUUGGAAACAUGCACCCUAGAGUUUGCAAGAUGGUGAAGGCGAAGAAAUUCAACGUGGCGAGGGAGGUCGAACUACCAGCAUAUUCCCCGGCGCCCCUGCAAAUGAUGUCCAUGAUAAGCGAGGUGGAGCACAUAGUGGAACAAGCGGUGAACGCAACGCCGGCGGAAGAUCCACAUUCUUGCCCCAACCUGUACACACGCGUUGGGGAUCGCUGUCUGUCCCUCUUCUCAAUUGCAAAGGUGCCAUGGCCAGAAGCGAGGCAAUUUUGCAAGUCGAUUUUCGGUGACCUCGUGACCUUCGGCGAUGCACAGAGCUUCGCGGACUUAUUGCGACAUUUGGCUGAAAAGGCGCUGACAACAGACUUCUGGAUCGGCGGCAGGUUCGACUCGCGGGCGUCAGCAUGGGCGUGGGUGAGCGACGACGGCACGCCCAUGCCCCUGGGGUCCCCGUUCUGGGCUGAAAGGUACAGCACAAGAUGCGAGCCUCGACCGCCACCGCAGAUCGACCCCUUCAGCGCCCCUUUGAACGCGACGCCGGGGGCACCUUGUUCGCACUACCUGCAGGCGCCGAAGGAACGAGCCCAGGGAUGGUGCAGUGCCAUGACCCACGAGCACCACUACUACAUCACGGACGAGGAGUGCCAGAAUGCCCACAGCCCCUUGUGUGUCUUCACGCGCGGCUUCGACAUCCUCUGAUGCCCUGGUCAUGCGUGGGACGUUAGAGGAAAAAAA
Molecule: messenger RNA, 1184 nt
Organism: Penaeus monodon (black tiger shrimp)
Lineage: Eukaryota; Metazoa; Arthropoda; Malacostraca; Decapoda; Penaeidae
Molecular function (GO): protein binding
Source: RefSeq, a predicted model, not a curated record